AUGUCUGAAAAACCCAAUAUGGCUAAGAUUGAGAAAUUUGAUAAAUCAAGACUGAAGAAGACAGAAAUGGAAGACAAAAAUCCACUGCCUUCAAAAGAAAUGAUUGAACAGGAGAAGCAAGCAGCCACCAUAACGGGCACUCUCAGCAUCAUGUGCUUCUCCUUUGAGGCACAUAUGAAAGUUGCAGUUGUCUACUUGUGUGAUCAUUUCAGACUGACUCCACCUGGACUACUUGCAACAUAA
Mirounga angustirostris (Northern elephant seal) is the source of this 243-nucleotide messenger RNA. Its product is annotated as thymosin beta-4-like. Bases 1 to 243 code for a protein of 80 amino acids. Gene Ontology annotation, molecular function: actin monomer binding. Lineage: Eukaryota; Metazoa; Chordata; Mammalia; Carnivora; Phocidae. The record is from RefSeq and is a predicted model, not a curated record. Gene Ontology annotation, cellular component: cytoplasm. The transcript has 2 exons. Gene Ontology annotation, biological process: regulation of cell migration; actin filament organization.